Messenger RNA from Carcharodon carcharias (great white shark), 4376 nucleotides. RefSeq names its product Bardet-Biedl syndrome 4 (gene bbs4). The record is from RefSeq and is a predicted model, not a curated record. Gene Ontology annotation, cellular component: ciliary basal body. Gene Ontology annotation, biological process: cilium assembly; protein localization to cilium. Gene Ontology annotation, molecular function: protein binding. Lineage: Eukaryota; Metazoa; Chordata; Chondrichthyes; Lamniformes; Lamnidae. The transcript has 17 exons. Bases 104 to 1639 code for a protein of 511 amino acids.
GGUCCCGGAUGUUGAGCACGGAGAGUUAAUGGCGGCGGAGCGGGAAGCCAGCGCAUUGAGUAUACCUGUGAUCAUUGGCUGCUGCCAAAUUUGUUUGUGAGAGAUGGCGGACUCAGGGAAAGAAUUGAUCAUACAACGUUCUGAUGUUCGAAAAUCACAAUUGAGGAAAGUACCAGAGCUUCCCAUCCUGGAAAGACGGAACUGGCUGAUACAUUUGCAUUAUAUCAGAAAAGACUAUGAGACCUGCAAGGCAAUAAUCAAAGAACAGCUGCAGGAGACCCAGGGGAUGUGUGAAUAUGCUGUGUAUGUACAAGCUUUGAUAUUCCGUUUGGAAGGAAAAAUUCAAGAGUCCCUUGAGCUCUUUCAGAGCUGCGCAAUCCUAAACCCUCAGAAUGUGGACAACCUGAAACAGGUGGCUCGAUCACUGUUUUUGCUUGGGAAGCACAAGGCAGCAAUUGAAGUUUACAGUGAAGCUGCAAAAUUAAAUGAAAAGGAUUGGGAGAUCAGCCACAAUCUGGGUGUCUGCUUCAUGCAUUUGAAGAAUUUUGAGAAGGCUAAGGAACAUCUGAACUACGCUUUACAAACCAGCCGACAUGACCUGACUUUCAUGGUGCUCGGGAAACUGCACCUAUUGGAGGGAACUACCCAAAACGCUAUUGAAACUUAUAAGAAGGCAGUGGAGUUUUCUCCUGAAAAUGCUGAGCUUCUGACUACUCUGGGGUUACUGUACCUGCAGCUCGGAAUGUAUCAGAAAGCCUUUGAACAUCUGGGAAACGCUCUUACCUACAACCCCAACAAUUACAAGGCCAUCCUGGCUGCAGGCAGUAUGAUGCAGACUCACAGUGACUUUGAUGUUGCUCUGAGCAAGUACAGGAUAGCAGCACAUGCUGUACCUGAAAGCCCACCUCUAUGGAACAAUAUCGGGAUGUGCUUCUUUGGCAAGAAGAAAUAUGUAGCGGCGAUCAGUUGUUUGAAGCGAGCCAACUACCUGGCUCCCUUUGAUUGGAAGAUUCUCUAUAACCUGGGCUUGGUGCACCUGACAAUGCAGCAAUAUGCGUCAGCAUUCCACUUCCUGAGUGCUGCCAUCAACAUACAGCCGAGGAUGGGCGAGUUGUACAUGCUGUUGGCUGUGACAUUGACUAACCUGGCAGAUCCUGACAAUGCAAAGAGAGCCUACGAACAAGCAGUCAGUUUGGAGCAGUUAAACCCACUGGUGAACUUGAACUAUUCCAUUUUACUGUACAACCAAGGUGACAAAAAGGGAGCUCUUCAUCAAUAUCAGGAGAUGGAGAAGAAGGUCAAUAAACUGAAGGCCAGCAGUAACGUGCUGGAGUUCGAUCCAGAGCUGGUAGAUAUGGCUCAGAAAAUUGGAGCUGCUCUUCAGGUCGGGGAGAAUCUGGUCUGGACAAAACCAGCAAAGGACUCCAAAUUGAGAGAGCGCCCAGCACCAUCCAGUAAAUCCACCACAAACCAGCAACCCCUGGGCUCUAACAAGGCUCUGGGCCAAGCUAUGUCAUCAGCUGCAGGAUACAGCAAGACCAUGCAACUUCCUACAGGUGGAUACCCGACUCGAGUGCAGAAACCUCCAUCGUUACCCUUGGAACCAGAGUCAAGUACAGAUUCAGCAGCGAGGACCUGAGCAGAAAGCGAGAGCUGAGAUAGAUAGGACCGGGUUUCAGAUAACACGAGCCAGAUCCCUAGAAUAGGUAAUUAAAUUCAGUCACAAACCUAGCACACUCCAAACUCACCUGUCUCAGGGAUGAGUCUUUGAGACUGUGUGCUGUGUGUACAAGGCCAUUGGAAUGAAGGCUGUUGUAGCAUCUCCAACAUUCAGACCAUCAGCAGGGCUGAGUCCAAAAAAAACACAGAUGCUGGAAAUCUGAAAAAAGAUACAUGUCAUGCAGGAUUUGAAAGAGAAAGAUUGGUUCCAAUAUGGCAGUCAAUUCCAGAGGAGCCUAGAUGAGGCAUCUCAACAAUCCGUCUGCCCCAGGGUCACAGAAACUUUGGCUUUGUCUGACAGGGGAGGGGUUACCCAGGCCAUUGUUUCCCUUCAUCCCACCCAACUCCCAAACCUAACCUUUGAUGUACCCCUUACGGUUUUAACAAGGAUAAACAGUAUUUGGAAUACUCAGGCCAUUUGCCUGGAUUUAUGGAGGUACAGGGAGCCUGCUGACCCCAGGAUAUUGACACAAGCUAUCUUCUGCCGAUUGCUGGGUUUCCCCAUUGUAGUUAUGGCAGGUGAGCAGUGGAACACUGGAGUUUCUGGGACAAUGACUGACCCCCUUGUGCCUCAGUGUGAGUGGUAGGAGAGUUCAGAUUCUUGGUGCUGAGUUAGCUGGUCUCAGCCAGGAUUGGUUGAGGAUUCUGCAUUUUGUCCCUGUGCUAGGGAGGUUGGGUUUAUUAGUCAUUAGAAAUGAGCAACAUUUGAGAGGAAAUUGUGGUGAGCAGAGGAUUGGGCUUAACAGUGAUGACUGAACAGCCUUUGCUGUGAGGGCUCUCACAAGAUGGAUGGCUACUAGGGCAAGUAUCAGCACUGUCACCCUGCAACUGAGCCCCAGGGAGGAGUCAGAACUACAACCUGGGUCGGGGGUGGGGUGGAAGAAGCGAGGAAAGAAUAUGGUCAUGAGGGCACUGUACCUUUUCUGCUUCAAAUAUUUGCUAACUGUACUGUUGGUAGCAUUUUGAUAUAUUUCUUACACAAUUGCAUUUAAUAUUGUAGACGUAGGAAGUACUGUUGUUUAUCAACCCAUAAAACAUCUCAAUAAACUGAAGUACAUUUGUACAAAGGCUGUAUUAUCCACCCACUCUCAAAUAUGAGUUUCCAUUGCCUGCACAGAGAGAUUGCUACUAUAGGAAUUGUGGCUAAAGGGUCAGUUGUGGCACAAUGUGUAACGUAAUUGCCUUUACAUCUUCGGAUCAGUUGUAUUUGUAGAGCUUUAUUUGUCAGGAUUGAAGGGGCUAUUGUGGAGGAAGUUGUCAUUAUCUCUUGGCAGUUCUGCAAUGGUGACAUAUUUCUGAGAGUAGAAUUAUACAAUAUCACAGCACAAGGCAGGUGUUUGGCCAAGGUUGGGAAAGAGGUGAACUUAGCCUCAUCUCACUACCCCUUCUUUGUACUUUCACCAUUUUAUCCAUUUCCCUUUUCAAAACUAUUAUGAAUCUCAUGUCCUUAAAAAAAAAAACUCGUUACAUCUCCUUCAUUCUUUUGAUUUGUUUUUGGCCUCUUGUUAAAUCAAUGGAAAUAGCUUUUCUCAAUGUACUUAUGAAAUUCAUCCCCCUCUUCAAAAAUUUUAACACCUCUAUCAGAUUUGCUCUAAACCUAUAUUUUAUAGAGAACAAGCACCAGCUUCUCGUCUCCUCAAUUAAAACCUCUCAUUCCCCCCAAAAGCUUUCCUAAAAUUAAAAAUGUUGGCUCUUUGAUGUUGUUUUUCUCUAUUAGUCCCCUGUGAUCUUGUCAAUUUUAUAAAUGUGUCCAACUUUCACUACAGCAGAAAAGGGAGUUGGAGACAUAGGGCUGAAUAAAUCUCAAUUCUGUUAGUCUGAGACUUGUUCAAUUUGAACGUACUAUUCUUGUCUAGUGUGAAAACCAAGUGCGCACAGGUGAGCCACUGUCCUUUGUUGCAUUGCCCUAGCCUCUAUUAUAGUCAGAAAUGUUGAAAGAGUUUCCUGAGGAUAUGUGAGCCUUCAGUCAGCACUAAUGCAGUGUGAGUUAUUGCCCUUACAGAAAUGGUUAAUUCAGGGGAAAUCAUCUAUUAUUCAUUCUUAUUAAUCUCGAGAAACUCUAGGAUAUGAGGUUUACAAAGCUCGUCUGUUUUGUGUUUUUUUUCCACUGACCUUGGAAGCCUCCAAGAUGGUUGUGGGAGACAGUGGCAUGUAAAUUACAACAUUGGUAUUCACCUACAAGACCUGGGCUGAAAUCCAGUGUUGAUGAGCAAUUCCUCUUUUUGCUGCCUUUGUGUCCAAGAGGAAUUGAAUGAGGAAGACUCAACCCAGUUUCUUUUGGGUGUAGGCCUAAAGCACAAAAUUUACAUUCAGUUUGAUUUCUCAUCUCCCCGCAGUUGUUUCCCUUAUUGGGGUACUUUUCCAAAGGUAUCUGCACAGAUACUGGCAGGAUAUUCCCCAUGCACUUUUCAGCAAACAUGAUUUAAUGAGCAGGAACCCAGGCUGAUUUUUCCCUAUAUCCUUAUCCAGGGACCAGUUUGAAUGCUCCAACUGAGAUAGGCUAACUCAGCAGAAAGGGAUCAAAUCCGAUGACCUUUGGAUCAAACAAUAUGUUGCAAUUAUAUAUUAAUCCAUCAAAGGAACUAGUUGCUGUUAAGUUGCUUUUGGAGUUUGAUUUUCCAUUACACAGGCCAUGAAUAAAGUCUACAUUCACACUC